UGAAGGCUUCCUGUGCAAGCAGAGGCAUUACCAUAUCAAUCGGUCAGGAACUUUUCUCUCUCGCAAGAAAUAAGACAGACAGAAAUGGCGGCUCGCCGAAUUCUCUCUCUCCUUGCUGCCAGAGCUCCUCAAUAUCCUUCCCCAACGGAGCUCUCGCGUAGCUUCCAUCCUUGUCCAAAUUCUUUCCAUCGCAGCUACGAACAGUAUACCCGAACACUUCAGACAGUCGCAGAAUCCAGUGUUCCAGCAGCGGAGAAUUCUUCAGAAUGUGAAAGUUGCAGCACAAAUCCCAAUCCUGGGACGACCCAAACUGCUGCUACUUCAGAAAACGACAAGACUGCUGCAGGGCACCGAGUAAAUUCCAACUUGAAGAUAUCUGCAAGACAUGAUCUUGUCAUGAUGUUUACGUGCAAAGUGUGCGAUACAAGAUCUAUGAAGACAGCUUGCCGUGAGUCAUACGAGAAAGGCGUUGUGGUGGUCAGAUGUGAUGGUUGCAACAAUCUGCACCUGAUUGCCGAUAGAUUGGGAUGGUUUGGAGAGCCUGGUAGUGUCGAGGAGUUCUUGGCUGCUCGGGGUGAGGAAGUGAAGAAAGGAUCUGCCGAGAGUCUUAAUCUCACUCUUGAGGAUCUUGCUGGUAAGAAAAAUCUCGAGCCAUAAUUUACAUUUCUAGAGAGCAUAAUGGUGGCUUAAUCUACAUUUUUGUCAUUGUUGAUUGGGUUCCAUGAUAUGAUUCAUAUCGUUUGAACGUGAAGUUUUGAUCAUAAGUGUGUUUUUCCGGGGAAUUGUUAGGGUACUAACUGAUUUAUCAACACGGUGCUGACAGUAUAUGAGCUACGGAUUGUUAGCGUAUAGUUUGAAUCAAUAUAAUGUGUUUCGUAGGUUGUUAUCAUGUAGUAUAGUUUGAAUCAAUAUAAUGUGUUUCGUAGGUUGUUAUCAUGUAGUGUCAAGUUAUAUUUUACUCGUGUCUUGUGUUGCUAAGAUCACUCGUAAAUAUGUCGAGUAUUGUCAUUUGUUGUCGGCUGAUUCGAUGAAUUUGUAUUAUAUUAAUGUAUAUGUUUUGUUGUCGGUU
Andrographis paniculata is the source of this 1069-nucleotide messenger RNA. Its product is annotated as mitochondrial protein import protein ZIM17. The record is from RefSeq and is a predicted model, not a curated record. Gene Ontology annotation, biological process: protein import into mitochondrial matrix; protein stabilization; protein folding. The transcript is spliced from 2 exons. The coding region runs from base 85 to 657 and encodes 190 amino acids. Gene Ontology annotation, cellular component: mitochondrion. Gene Ontology annotation, molecular function: protein-folding chaperone binding; zinc ion binding. Lineage: Eukaryota; Viridiplantae; Streptophyta; Magnoliopsida; Lamiales; Acanthaceae.